AUGUCCCCUCAAUUCAGCUUCUCGACGGAGGGCAGCGACGUUGUUCGCGCCCUGAAGACAGAGGUUAAAGGAAAGACGUUUCUCGUCACCGGCCCGACUCCAGGAAGCAUUGGAGCUGAGACGGCAGCAACAUUGGCCACAGGCGCUCCCGCAUGCAUUAUCCUUGUCGGGCGAUCACUGUCGAGCGCACAGGCUACCAUUGAUCGCAUCAAGACCACGGACUCAAAUGUCAACGUCAAAUUCUUCGAGGCAGACCUGUCGUCGGUCGAGGCUGUUCGAAGCGCGGCAGACUCAAUCCUCGCCUCCGCCGACAUCCCAGUCAUCCACGCCAUGAUCAACAACGCCGGUAUCAUGGUGCCGCCCUACUCCUUAACAACCGACGGCUUCGAGUCGCAAUUCGCAAUCAACCACCUCUCGCACUUCCUGCUCACCAACAAGCUCAUGCCCAAGCUCCUCGCCGCCGGCAGCGCCAGGGUGGUCAACGUCUCCAGCAUCGGCAACUGCUACAGUGGCAUCAACUGGGACGACGUGCAAUUCUCCAGCGGCUACACACCGCAGAAGGCUUACGGCCAGUCCAAGACGGCGCAGAUCCUCUUCACGGUCGCGCUGAACAAGCGCUACGGCUCGCGCGGCAUCAGGUCCUUUGCGCUGGACCCGGGCAGCGUGCAGACGGGCCUGGCUAAACACAUCACGCCGGAGAUUGCGGCCGACAUGGCGCUCAAGAUCACCGGCAAGAGCCUCGCCGAAGCUCGCGCGGCGCGGCGCAAGACGGUCCCGCAGGGAUGCGCGACGUCGCUGGUUGCUGCUCUGGAUCCGACUUUGGAGGGCGGCAUCUUUUUGGUGGACUGUCGGAUCAGCAGCGGGCCCAACAUUGUGGCGCCAUGGUCCCUCGAUGAGGCCGCAGCCGACAGAUGCUGGUCCUUGAGCGAAGGACUGGUGGGAGAAACAUUUACUGCCUAG
Molecule: messenger RNA, 960 nt
Organism: Purpureocillium lilacinum
Lineage: Eukaryota; Fungi; Ascomycota; Sordariomycetes; Hypocreales; Ophiocordycipitaceae
Source: RefSeq, a predicted model, not a curated record